AUGUUAAUAUCAGCCAUUGGAGAUUGUGUUCAGCUACUUAAUGCAACACUUGCACGUGUUCUUGCAGCGGGUUUCGACAUUGAUCUUACACGUACAUCAUCUGUAUUAUGUAAACUACGACAAUAUUCUUAUGGAGGAACUGUUGGAGUUGUAUUAACAUGUGAUUGGUUAUCGGUUAUUGAUCAAUAUCUAGUUACAUCACGUAGUGCCCGUUUACGACAACUGAGUACUAUGAAGUUAGCUUAUCGUGUUAGUUUUGGUGUUAUUGUUUUUUGGGCUCUUCACAGUAUACCGUUCCUCAUCUUCACAAGUAUACGAAAUAUGCGUAUGUUACAGAAUAAUCGUCAGUUGCAAGGUGCUGAUCGACAACUGACUUUAAUGGUUUGUGCACAAGUGGGACUGAUUCUUAUUAGUACAGUACCAUAUGCAAUCUAUUAUGCAUAUUCAUUAAACACAGCUUAUCAGAACAAAACUAGUGAACAAAAAGAUAAAGAAAAUUUUAUUGCAAACGUUAUAGGUAUGACCGCUAGUUUUGAGUUUGGAGGUAGCUUCUAUUUAUUUCUUGCUGUUUCAAAACGCUUUCGUCAACAAGUAAAACGAUGUAUUUGUUGGUUUAGGAAACGAAGAAAUAUCGUAGUACCCAGAACAGAAGCAAUUCAGACAAUAAGUGCCAAUCCAGCAACAAAACAAUAA
Molecule: messenger RNA, 693 nt
Organism: Adineta steineri
Lineage: Eukaryota; Metazoa; Rotifera; Eurotatoria; Adinetida; Adinetidae
Source: the annotation of a GenBank genome assembly